UGGCUACAUGCGCCUGGUGGUACGCGAGUUGGAGAGCCAGUUGCAGGACGCACGCCAGAGCCUGGCUUUGCAACGCCGCUCAUCCUGGAAGUCUGUUGCCAGCCGCUGUAAGCCCCAGGCUCCUAACCACCGAGCUGCGGGCCUGGAGAAUGGCCACUGCCUCUCCAAGGACAGCAGCCCUGUGGGCUUGGUUGAAGAAGCGGGCAGCAGGUCUGCAGGGUGGGGGUUGGCUGAGUGGGAGCUGCAGGGCCCUGCCAGCCUCCUCCUAGGCAAGGGGCAGAGCCCUGUGUCCCCUGAGACCUCCUGCUUCUCUACCCUGCAUGACUGGUAUGGCCAGGAGAUCGUGGAGCUGCGGCAGUGUUGGCAGAAGAGGGCCCAGGGGAGCCACUCAAAAUGUGAGGAACAGGAUAGGCCCUAAGUCUGGGCCCUUUGAGUCAGGAAACCAGGGCCAGUUCUUUUUCAGGAGUUAAAUGUUUACCCAUUUCCAAGGUUGCGUUUUGGGAGGGGACAUGGGUUCUCUCCUUCCUGCUAUUUAGGCAUUCUCCAGGUUCGAGAUCCACCCGUGUGUCUGGAAGGGACUGCGGGACCAUUCCUUCCAUCCUCUUUAUUUCCUGAGGUCCAGAGAAGGAAGGAGACUUAGCAGCCACAGAGCAAGACCCCAAUCUCCUGACUGCACUGGCCUGACUGCCCCCUCCCAGGGGAUGUUAAUGAAAUGAAGGAAGUGGGGAAUGUCACCCGAGACUGUCACAGGCUUGCCAUACCUUUGGCCUACACACCGGGCUCUAGAGCCAUAAUUUCCAACCUGGGGAGUCUCCUGUGCACUUAAAUCCGAGGUAGGCUGCAGUAUCGGCUUGAAGCUCUGACACUGUCAGAGAAAGUGGAUUUAUUGUGUCAUAGGAGUUUCUGGGACCCAGCUCUUCCUGAGAGGGGUGGGAAGAUUGGGGAUGGGAUCCUCACUCAGCAGUCUGGGUAGGGCCCUUUGAGGCAGAGGGUCUUCGGCCAGUGAAGAGAGAUUUAUUCUGCUCAGAGUGCUGGGGUCCCAUCCUUUCUCCCUGGCUGCCCUGUUAACAGAUGGUGCUGGACCUUGCCCCGGAAGGGGCUUGUAGCUUUUUUACGUCAACGAAAUGCCCUCCUGUACUCUGUCUUCAGCAGCCAACUCCUGGAGCUGCCAAGUGAGGGGUUAAAGAAGAGGUGGGGAGGCAGUGUGGCUCCCUGGGAAAAGUCUGUUGCUUUGGUUCUCAGUCCUGGGUAUUCUAGGAGCUUGGACACGGGAUUGCGUUUCCUGUGCUAAAAUUCUCUCUCCUGGCUGGGCUCCGGUAAACUGAAGCUGCUCGAGAAAUCACCUGGGAACUCUCAUAGCCGUUUGUCACCCAGGGUGUACUUGCCAGGACCUCUCCUUGCUACUCUUCCCAAAGUCGGGAGGCAAAGCGGCUGGGUCACCAGAGCCUGACCAUACUGACGCUCCAGGGGGAAGACGCAGAGGCCGGGAAGAGACACCCCCUCCCAAACACAUAAAACUUGCCCCUUCCUAGCCUCGGCUCCCCUCACUGGGGCCUUGGGCAGGACCGACCCGCAUCCAACUAGGCCUAAGGGGUAGGCUCUGAGCCUCUUACCCCUAAGAGGCGGAGAUGCGCCCAAGGCGGGCGCCCGGCCUGUUCCCCAGCCCUGCCUGGAAGCCCCGCAGCCACUGCAUUUUGUUUAAACACAGAUAGCACGGGCCUUUCUCUUAUUGCUACAGUGUUUUGUACACGGUUAAAACACUAGUAAAGCUUUUUCGUUAUUA
Homo sapiens (human) is the source of this 1783-nucleotide messenger RNA. RefSeq names its product PH domain containing endocytic trafficking adaptor 2 (gene PHETA2). Gene Ontology annotation, cellular component: early endosome; clathrin-coated vesicle; recycling endosome. Lineage: Eukaryota; Metazoa; Chordata; Mammalia; Primates; Hominidae. The record is from RefSeq and is marked validated. Gene Ontology annotation, biological process: intermembrane lipid transfer.